Molecule: messenger RNA, 2425 nt
Organism: Monomorium pharaonis (pharaoh ant)
Lineage: Eukaryota; Metazoa; Arthropoda; Insecta; Hymenoptera; Formicidae
Gene: Fbxl4
Product: F-box/LRR-repeat protein 4
Exons: 8
Coding region: 243-2255 (670 amino acids)
Biological process (GO): SCF-dependent proteasomal ubiquitin-dependent protein catabolic process
Cellular component (GO): SCF ubiquitin ligase complex
Molecular function (GO): protein binding
Source: RefSeq, a predicted model, not a curated record
UAUGGCUCGCUUCAUGGAGUGACGGAAUGUCAUUCAGCUCAAUGGAUUCUGUCAGAAGCGAGAGUUGUGUAGUAAGAUCUUUACGACCACGUAUUUUUUCGUGAGUGAUACUGAUUGUGCUUGUUUUAUGUUGUUACACGUAUUUGAUAUUAGUUUUGUACAGCAGAAAUCUGUUGACAAACCUUUUCUUCUAAUGAAACGGUAUUUCAGUGGAAAAGGAAUAGUUACUUAAAUCUAGGGGCAUGAAAUUCCUUACUUAUCCUUUUUCUAUAUAUUGUGACAAUGAUCAACAUUCCAAAGUCAGAAGAGUACCUAUAAGCAAUAGUCAUGUUUACUUUAUCACACAGUUUGUUAAGAAGGUUCACAGUUUUAGUUCUCAGUAUGGUGGUAACGGCAGCAUAUCUUAUGCUGCUUUCAACAUAAUUGGACAGCCUAGCAUAUUUCCGAAUUAUGGAGAUUUUGUGCAGGUAUUUGCCAUGAGAACUUAUGGGCUAUGGUGGGACAAGGCACCCUCGAGAUCAAUUGAUUAUACGCCACAGAAUAAUAUGGAUGUUGUGAGCCAAGAUUAUAUUACCAUCGAGUAUCAUGAAGCGGUAUAUCCAAUCAGAAUCUCCAUAUACGAAGUAUAUAAUCCUGGUAGCGUAAUUCGAAUUUGGGCUCAAGAUCCUAAGAAUCGAUGGUUCCUGUUGUGGAAUGGACCACCUCAGAUUAUUUCUCCAAAAUCACGAAUGUUUUCGCCGCCUUUACAGCGAUGUGAUUUUAAAACUAAGGUACUUAGGCUAGAGUUCAACCACAGUUUAUUGGAUUAUUACACCGCGUUGGACGCUGUGAUGCUUGUUGGUACUUCGGAACUGAUCCUUCCUAAAAAUCAAUCCUACGAACGGAAUUUAACUAAUCUCUUAAAAAGCUUUAACUGCGAGUGUCCUUGCAAUGAAGACAUUCAUAAUUUAACACCCAAUUAUAUACUUGCAAACAAGGAUAUAGUCCAGCUUAUUGAAACAUUGAAUGAACAUUGCAUUAUGUAUAAAAGCGAUGUAGUAGCAAAUUUUCAUGAGAGUAAGCUAAUUUCUCGGUUAGGAUCAUUUUAUUAUUAUGUACCACCUCUUAAAGAAGGAUCUAGUAGUAUGCAGCACUUUUUAUCAGAAGAACUUUUGAAAUUCAUGGAAGAUAUUAAACUCUCCUCAAACGAAUUCAAGAAAUCAUCACGUUGCAGUUUUUCUAUGUUUCCUGAUGAAAUAAUAGUAAAAAUAUUUAAAAACUUAGAUUUGAUAUCAUUAUGCCAUGUGAGCAGAGUGAAUAAACGUUUUAAUAAUUUAGCACAAGACCCUCUCCUUUACACACGACUGAACUUAAAACCAUAUUGGUAUAUUAUCGAUACAAGAGCAUUGUAUUAUUUGUCAUCAAGAUGUACAUAUUUGCAACAAUUAGAUCUAUCAUGGUGUGACAGAUUUUCUGUUCUGGAUCUCGAAAUGUUUCUUGAUGCUUGCGGCAGCCUCUUGACACACUUACGCUUAAAUUGUUGCUCAUGUAUCGAUGAUUCCAUCAUGCUUAAGAUUUCGAGAAUAUGUAAGAAUUUGAAAGAAUUAGGUCUACGCAAUUGUGACUUGAUUAAGGACAAGGGAUUUUCAUAUCUUGAAAAUUUUGAGUUUCUGGAACAUUUGGAUCUUUACAGGACACAUAUAAAAACUCAAACUCUUUGUAAAAUACUCCGAAGAAAUUGGCGGAUGCGUCACUUGUAUAUAGGAAGUACUGACAAUAAUCUAAAUGUAGACGAAGUUGCAAUGGAGUUAAGAAAUUCGUGUCCAGAUUUGGAAAGUAUUGAUUUAUGGAAGACACAUACUCUUACAUCGCAAGGUAUUGACGCUCUUGCGGAAUGUAAGAAUCUACGGGAAGUGGAUUUUGGUUGGUGUGGCAGUACAACUGGUCAUGGUGACAGUUUUCGUAGAUUGCUUUCCUCCUGUCAACAUUUGGAAAAAGUCUGUUUGGUCUCUUUUAAAGGCCUCACUGAACGUGAUUUGAGAGCACUGACGCUGUGCAAAAAUUUAAAACAGUUAGACUUGUUAGGCACACUAUCUCUGACAAGUGAUAUAUGUUGUGCAUUUUUUACGAAUUGUCCUAAACUGGAGAUGAUUGAUCUCAGUUUCUGUGACAAUAUUUCCGAUUACAUGAUUCAGUGGUGGCAGCAAAAAUAUACGCAUGUGGCCAUCAAAAGAGGAAACUCGUACAUAGAAAAUUUGUUAUAUGAUUUUAUAUAAAAGGUAUCUUUAGAAAGUUACCUUUUCAGUAAGUGUGCUACUGAAGUACGAAUAAAAUCGGUUUUAUUCUUUUCAGUGUACCUGUUAAAAGAAUAAAAUAGAUUUGUUUUAAUUGCAUAAUUAAAAUUCAAAUCUAUUUUUUUCUGUAAAAGUAAUGUUAAAAAUUGUAC